AUGCCGGGGAAAUUCCUUGCUCAACCAUCAUGCAAAUCGCUCCAAAUCUAUAACUCUGCGGAAGGCAAUAACUACAUCCACAGUGUGUUCACAUUCAAUUUGAUUCUGCCCCCACAACACACUGGUUCAAUAGCAAGGAACAUGUUCUUGUCAGCAUUUUCGCCGAAGAAAAAAGCAUCUUCUACUUCUACAUGUGGAUCCAAAUCACUUUUCAUCGGGUUGCCAAGGAUUGUGGUGGAGACGUUGAGAGCAUUGUUCUUUGCGCCACAAGUGAGAGGGGAGGAGAUGUUGCAGGUUCAGAACGGGAUGAAGAACAACGUCUUCUGGAUGUAUAGAAACAAGCGCAAAGCUGCAAUUUCUCAGCACAGCAUCAUGCGAUAA
Molecule: messenger RNA, 381 nt
Organism: Arachis stenosperma
Lineage: Eukaryota; Viridiplantae; Streptophyta; Magnoliopsida; Fabales; Fabaceae
Product: 60S ribosomal protein L2, mitochondrial-like
Exons: 1
Coding region: 1-381 (126 amino acids)
Source: RefSeq, a predicted model, not a curated record